Molecule: messenger RNA, 1896 nt
Organism: Paramacrobiotus metropolitanus
Lineage: Eukaryota; Metazoa; Tardigrada; Eutardigrada; Parachela; Macrobiotidae
Product: E3 ubiquitin-protein ligase BRE1A-like
Exons: 2
Coding region: 519-1679 (386 amino acids)
Source: RefSeq, a predicted model, not a curated record
UAAAGCUAUUUUACGCAGGUUGAUUACUGUAUUAAAAUGAACUCCAAAACUUCGAAACUUUGUUGAUUAAGUAUUUAAAUCUAACGACUGACGAAACUUCGCUGGAAAUUACGGCUAAACAUAAUCACUCCAAAGUACAUAGUUAUAAUUAAUUUUUAAGAAAUAUCCGGGCUCUAUAUUUUUCCUCCAUUGUUUAUUUGUGGUUUUAUCUUCAUUGGCUAAAACAAAUUUUGACAGUUUGACAUCAGAAAACUGUGCAAAGUUAAUUACCUGUCGAUGCAUGGAAUAUUUUACAAGCUGCAUGUUCAAGAAAACGUACGAGGGCGAUAUGAUAAAAAAAACGGGAAAAUGCUGAAGCGAAUCCAGUUAGGGAGACUGUAAGAAAUGUUCUCUUUUACACUCUUCCCUGAAUAUUACGAGAUUUUAGAAAGUUUGAAUCGGAAGGGACGCUGUGACCUGAAGCAAUGCGUCAGUAGAGGGUCAUCCUUGCAUGAUUAACGUAAUCAGCCUGUGGAUGGAUGGAUAAAUCCCCAACCAGUCCGGCCACACCCUCCGACGAUUGCUCAUCCCGGAUCGCGCGUAUCGACCGACUUCUCAGCGAACAACGUGCCAAGCUCUCCGCCAUGGGGUUCCUCUCGGAAAGCUCUUCCGCGUUGGAAAUCCCAAAGAGCCUCCUCCCCACGCUCCAGACGAAAUCCCUCCCGGUCGUCGCGCAGUCGCAAAGCACCCUCGAAUUCUCUACGGAUAAUGACGAAUUCAUCACAGAGGAGAUUAAACCCGCCAAAUCCUUGGCUGCGGUGACGUACCCCAGUGCGUCGUUAACCGUGGACGAUGUGCUUGCCAGAGUGCGCAGUAUGCCCAUUGGGAAGCUCUUGGCGAAACGUAGUGAUCCACCGAAAGAUACUGAUUCAAAGAAGAGUAGCGUGAAAAACAAACCGGUUCUUCCGAAAUCUGUGAUAAAUCCGCGGCGAACCCAGGAGAAAAACAGAGCAGCGGACUCGCGGAAGAAACCAGUUUUGCCGAUUGUUAAUCCAGACGACCCGUUAAGUUAUAUUGACGUCACCGCGAAGACUUUGGGAAGCGACGCCGCGGUGCAUAUUUUAAAAGCCAAAGUACGCGCGCAGCACUCCGAUCUGGAGCAUGCACAGGAGCAGAUCGAAAGGUCACAGCAGCAACUGGCCCGUAAAUCCAGUGAACAAGAAGAACUCGAGUCGGAGUACCGUGAAUUGAAGAUUCGUCAGACGCAACAGGAAAAUAAACUCCUCGCGGCUGCUAACGAAGCGCGCUUGGCGAAGAAGAAAGUGCAAGAACUUACAUCGGAAUUGGAAGCAUUUCGAAAGGAACUGGCGGACCGGAGGAGGAAGAAAGUGGAUGUCAAGAGAAACGAAGUGUCGGCGGUGUCGUUGAAUCGUUUGAGCGUCGUCCAGGAGAAGCUGAAUAAGGAGCUCCAGGAAUUGCGAGAGGCGAAUGCGGUGUUGAGUGAUAUGAAGGACAAACAAGCUAAGGAAAUCGAAGCAGAGAAAAAGUCGCACCGAAAACAGCUAGAGAAAUUUGUUAAAGUGUUGUAUAAACAGGAAGAACUGGUGAGCAAUUUGGAGCUGCAGCAGCGGACUGUGGAGCAGCGGCAGUUGACUGCGUUUUCUGAGGACGAGUUUCAGCGCUGUUUAAAGAUGACAUGAAAUACUACUUGAAAAUAAAACCAGUGUUUUCCCUAAAGCCGCAGUUGAUGGAUGACCGUUGUGAAAUGUUCAGGGGGAAAGCAGCGAUGCACUGAUCGUUAUAGUUCUGUUUUGAAAUUAUGAGGAAGUCCAAAUUUUGUGUUGGGAUUUUUGCAGAGCUUGAAGCAAAAACAAUUUGUGUAAUAAAAAAAGUAAAAGAUGAUUAUCAAUAAAUUUA